AUGCUUCCCGGCCAAGCCAUUGCGCGCUCUGCACCCUCAAUGGGGGCGCGGAGGCAACUCCAGAGCAGAUGGGCGAACCCCCCAAGCGCCCUCUCACAAAGACUUGGCAACGCCCGCCGAUUCGGGUCGAUAUUCCCACAAUCCGGCCCGUCAAGCCUGACAGCAUCGCCGUUCCGAGCGCGAGCUACCGCCGCGCCCAUCACGCUCGGGCAUGUAUCUUCCCCUCGGCACUUCUCACUCUGGGGCUAUGGCAAGAAAAAGGCGCCCGAGGAAGCGCCCGCGGCCUCAAGGGCCGAGACAACCACAGCGACACCCGAGGCCGUCCGCCCCGUAGACCCAACCGCCGAGAACACGGUGCCCUCGCCGCCCACCGAGCCCGCCGUGCCAGCGUCAGAAGUUGACCUCUCCUCCAUCUCCGACAUCGUCAACGGGCGGGACAUUCUCAACAUGUCCGAACACAUCGGAUACCUCAAGGCUCUGGGCCUCGAUUUCGGCACCGGCCCCACGUCCGUCAUGCAAUGGGUCCUCGAGCACGUCCACAUGUACAGCGGCCUCGGAUGGGGGGCCUCCAUUGUCGCGACGGCCGUCCUCCUCCGCUGCGCCAUGUUCUACCCGCAGAUCCGCAGUCUCAAGUUCAACGCCGUCAUGCAGAACCUGCGCAAGGACCCCCGGUCCCAGGAAGCCAUGAAGCUCGUCCAGCAGGGCUUCGCAAACCAGGACAACGAGAUGCGCCAGAGGGGCCAGUACCUCAACAAGAUGCUCAAGGAGCAGUACGGCGUCAGCAACUGGGGCAUGCUGUGGUCCUUUGGCCAGAUCCCCUUCACCUUCGGGCUGUUCCGAAUAAUCAGCGGCAUGGCCAACGUCCCCGUGCCGGCCAUGGAGACGGCCGGAUACCUGUGGUUCACAGACCUGACGGCCACCGAUCCGUACUUUAUCCUCCCUGCCGCCGGCACCGCUCUCAUGGUUGGGGCUCUAGCCAUCAACGCCAAGUACACGCCCGAGUCGCAGAAGAAGAUGCUCAAAACAAUGACGUACGUCUUCGGCGUGGUCGGCUUCGUCUGCACUACUUUCCUCUCCGCCGCCGUCAAUCUCAUGACCGUUGCCCUCGGCGCGUCCACCCUCCUCACCGCCGUGGUCCUCAACAACGCCCUCGCCCGACGGACCGUCGGCUUGCCCCCCCACCCGGCCGCGACCUCACCCACCUCCAACAAAACGACCUAUGAGGCCCCGCGCGCGGCGGCCAACACCCCCGAGCCUGGCCUCCGGGAACGUCUGGAAUCCAGCCUCACCGACAUGAAGAAGGGCAUGUCUGACCAAAUUACAAAUUAUACCGGAGCAUACAGCGGCACCGAUGAGGAAAAGGCCGCGAGGAAGCGAAAGGAGCUGAUGCGCAAGCUGGAGGAGACGCGCAAGCAGCAAGAGCGAGACGAGUUUGAGAAGAAGUACAAGGCCAAGAGGUAG
Messenger RNA from Metarhizium album ARSEF 1941, 1461 nucleotides. RefSeq names its product OXA1-like protein. Gene Ontology annotation, molecular function: membrane insertase activity. The transcript is spliced from 3 exons. Lineage: Eukaryota; Fungi; Ascomycota; Sordariomycetes; Hypocreales; Clavicipitaceae. Gene Ontology annotation, cellular component: mitochondrial inner membrane. Gene Ontology annotation, biological process: protein insertion into mitochondrial inner membrane from matrix; mitochondrial respiratory chain complex IV assembly. The coding region runs from base 1 to 1461 and encodes 486 amino acids. The record is from RefSeq and is a predicted model, not a curated record.